Molecule: messenger RNA, 678 nt
Organism: Lactuca saligna
Lineage: Eukaryota; Viridiplantae; Streptophyta; Magnoliopsida; Asterales; Asteraceae
Source: the annotation of a GenBank genome assembly
AUGUGGAAUUUAGACCAAGGUCCAAAGUAUCAAUUGUCGCCAUCCCUUCAAAUUAGGGUUCUUCACAUAACGAUGACGGGAAAAGCAAAGCCAAAGAAGCACACAGCGAAGGAAAUCGCUGCGAAGGUGGACGCAGCGACGACCAACAGAGGCGGUGGCAAGGCCGGAGUCGCUGAUCGCACCGGCCAGGUGAAAGGCGGUCAUGCUAAGUAUGAGUGCCCUCACUGCAAGAUUACCGCACCGGAUGUUAAAACGAUGCAGGUUCAUCAUGAUGCUAAGCACCCUAAGAUUCCCUUUGAUGAAUCUAAAAUCAGCAACCUCCAUGCCAUCCUUGCACCUGUUGCUGAUACAUCGAAACCUCGCCCUGGUGUUCGUGGCAGCCUUAAGAAGAAUGAAAAGAUGCCUGAGAAGUGAAGGGGGCAAAGAUAUCAACAAGAAAUGGUGGGGUAUGAUUUUUUAAUCAGCUUUUUGUUUGUGUGUUAUAAUAUGCUUUGUGGUUAAACGCCAAUAAUCUUGCAAUGAUUGUGUAUAUAUACGAAAAAUAUCAAAUAUAGAAAAGGUACCAAGACAAAUUGGUAUGAACAUAAAAGCCAAGAACAUUAAAUAUCAAAGCUUGUUUUGAUUACAUCAGUUUUAGCGAAAAUUGCAAAAUAUUGGAUGGGAUGUUUUCUAUACUUG